Molecule: messenger RNA, 1509 nt
Organism: Perca fluviatilis (European perch)
Lineage: Eukaryota; Metazoa; Chordata; Actinopteri; Perciformes; Percidae
Gene: cwc25
Product: CWC25 spliceosome associated protein homolog
Exons: 9
Coding region: 171-1385 (404 amino acids)
Biological process (GO): mRNA splicing, via spliceosome
Cellular component (GO): U2-type spliceosomal complex
Source: RefSeq, a predicted model, not a curated record
AUUAUGCAAAACAGGAAAUGUACAAAACAGAUCUCACACAUACACGCCAGCCUGCUGGCUCUAUUUUCUAGCUAGCGUUGAACUGUCGUUGUUCCACCUUUUUGUUUUUUAUUUGAGGACAGAUUUGUUUAUUUCCAUUUUUGUUGGAUUGAAACGACACAUUUUUCAAGAUGGGGGGCGGCGAUCUGAACUUGAAAAAGAGCUGGCAUCCCCAGACUAUGAAAAAUAUUGAGCGUGUUUGGAAAGCUGAACAGAAACAUGAGGCUGAAUGCAAGAAGAUUGAGGAGCUCCAGAAAGAACUGAAAGACGAACGAGCCCGAGAAGAAAUAACAAGAUUUGCACAGGAAUCUGGCUCCAUCAAAAAGAAGGAUGAUCGCCUGGACUGGAUGUACCAGGGCCCUGCUGGUCAGGUGUCCAGAGAUGAGUAUCUGCUGGGACGCUCCAUUGACAAGCAGAUCACCGACCAAUACGAGGAGCCAGAGAGCGGUCCGUCAGCGGAGACUGGCCUGCUGCCGGGGUCCAUUUUCAACCCCACCACUCCUGCCUCCAACCUGGACCUGGCUGCCAAGAUCAGGGAAGAUCCCCUGUUUGAAAUCAGGAAACGCGAGGAAGAAAAGAAGAGAGAAGUCUUGAGUAAUCCAGUGAAGAUGAAGAAAAUUAAAGAAAUGCUGCGCCAGAAUCUUGACAAGAGAGACAAGAAGAAGAAGAGGAAGAAGGAAAAGAAGGAGAAGCAGAGGAAAGAAGACAAAGAGAGAAGAAAGGAGAAGAAGCACAAGAGAAGGAGUUCAAGUUCCGGCUCGGACGAGGAGGACGAGAAAAAACACCGGUUACAUUCACGAGAUGAAUCUUCAGCAGACACCAAAUCUCGUUCCCAUCAUCUUCCAGGCUACGGCCUACUGCUCCCCGCUGGCAGACGUCACCAGCCCUCCGCUCCCUCCAAUCACUCAGGGCGCCGCGAGAGGAGCCGCUCCCGAUCACCUCCCAGGAACAACAGGGACAGCCAGCUCAACUCUUCCUCCUCACACAGAGGCGACAGGAAGGUUGAGCCCAGAGCUUCCAGUCUACAGACAGCGCCCAACCACAGAUCGAGGCACCCUGUGUCCAAGAAGCUCUCUGCAGAGGAGCUGGAGCGCAAGAGGCGGGAGAUGAUGGACCAGGCCAAGCAGAGGGAGGAGGACCGGGAGAACAACGUGAGGAGAUACAAGAAGCAGGACGAGCAGGAAAAGCAGCGGGAACAAAAUGCCAAGCAUGACCGCCACGCUGGCUUCAUUCAUAACAUGAAGCUGGAGAGUGCUGCCAGCUCUUCGGUAGAGGACCGGGUGAAGAGGAACAUCCACUCCAUUCAGAGGACCGCUGCCUCCCUGGACAACUUCAUGAAGAGAUGAAGACUCAACACGUGUAUCAUACAGAUGAACUGGACUGAUUGGGGAACAAAAGGCCUUGGCAAGAGUAAAAGGUCCUUGCACACAGAGUCCAAAAUUAUGGUAUGCGGUUUUUUGAGCCUCUCUC